Humulus lupulus (European hop) is the source of this 1620-nucleotide messenger RNA. Its product is annotated as protein NODULATION SIGNALING PATHWAY 2-like. Bases 1 to 1620 code for a protein of 539 amino acids. The record is from RefSeq and is a predicted model, not a curated record. Gene Ontology annotation, molecular function: sequence-specific DNA binding; DNA-binding transcription factor activity. Gene Ontology annotation, cellular component: nucleus. NCBI's taxonomy places the organism in Eukaryota, Viridiplantae, Streptophyta, Magnoliopsida, Rosales, Cannabaceae. Gene Ontology annotation, biological process: regulation of DNA-templated transcription. The transcript has a single exon.
AUGCAGCCAGAGCUAUUUGAGCCCUCAUGGCCACUCUUUCAUGACAUGAGUUCAUCUUGGAACAAUCAAGUUGAAUAUUGCAGCCUUAGCAAUAUGGAAUAUUCUCAGGUUGGUGGCUCUGAAUUAUACUCUGAAUUAUUCCCACAAAUUGAUUGUCACUCAGAGAUUUCUUCAACCCAUUUUUCCUCUACAAUCUCUGGUCAAUCUGUCCAAUUUCCAGCCUAUGAUGAUCAUCAAGAUCAUGAUCAUGAUUCCUUGCAAGUCAUGCCAUUGAUGGAAGAUUUUCCAAUGGACUUAUUGGAAGCGUUUGAGCCUGAAUUGAGUGGCAAAUUUGAGGCUAUUUAUGGAUGUUUACUGGAGGAGAGUGUUGGGAGUCUUCAUUAUUCUAGUCCUAGCUCAUCAAUGAAAUCCGAUUCAUCAUCCAUGGAUGUAACUUCAGUCCAACCAGUACUAAUCUUGCCUGAACAAGACAUGGAGAUCGAAAACGAGUUAGGCGUGUUUCAUCUCCUCAGAGCUUAUGGUGAAGCCAUAGAGAAAGAGCAGAGAGCGCUUGAGGAGGUGAUUUUGAGAUGCAUCAGUGACAAAGUCAGCCCUAUUGGCAAACCUUUGGAGCGUGUUGGAUUCAUCUUAUCCCAACAAAUCGACUCUCAAUGCAUUGAUUAUCUAAAACAAGAAUCACUUAAGAACUCCAAUGCUGCAUUCAAGGCCUUUUGCCAAUUCUUCCCUUAUGUUAAAUUUGCUCAGUUCACAGCGAAUUCAGCCAUCCUUGAAGCUACACCAGAUGAUGCUGACACACUUCACAUAGUAGACUUUGACAUGAGAGAAGGGCUUCAAUGGUCUCAGAUGAUCGAGGCAGCUGCGAGGGGAAAGAAAGCAUUGAAACUCACUUCAAUAAAGUUGGAAGAAGAAGAAGAAGAAGAAGAAGAAAAAGAAGCUGAUUCUGAUCCAUUGAAUUUCAGUUUUGAGGAGACUAAGAGACAACUUCGUGAUCAUGCUGGCUCCUUUGGUCUAGAGUUAAAGAUUGAAGAAAUUAGGAUUGAGGAUUUAGUGAGUGAAGUAAAAAAGGCAAAGAAAAGGGGUGGAGGGAGAGAAUUUUUGGCAUUUAAUUGUGGUGUAGGAAUGUCACACAUAAGAAGUACAAGAAGUAGAAAGCUUGUUAUAGAUUUUUUGAAUGUAGCCAAGGAUUUGUUAUCUUCUAACAAAGGUAUGAUAGUUUUAGCAGAUGGAGAGCCUUGUGAGAAUCUUAAGAAUAGUACUAGCUUCAGUCAAUUCUUUGAUGGUCAUGUGGUCCAUUACCAAGCCUUGUUGGACUCUAUGGAGUCAACUUUCCCAGCUCAUCUCUCAGAGGCAAGAAUGACAAUGGAGACUCUCUUUGUGGCGCCUUUCAUCUCUUCUCUGGCUUGGUCCCAAAGGUGGGAGGAGAUCAGAGAAGGGUUUCAUCUCAAGGCUGAUUCUGGCUUGAAGGACUUGAGAUUGAGCAAAGAAAGUUUAAUGGAAGCCAAAGAAAUGGUAAGAGAGAACAGUUUUUAUGAAGUCAGGAGUGAAGGGCUUAAUGGGAAUGAGGCUAGCUUAAACUGGAAAGGAGUUCCUUUAGUUAGAGUAUCUGCCUGGACAAACUAA